AUGUGGAUGAAAAGUAUUGUUUAUGCUAAGGUGAGCAAUGAUCAUUUGACAAAUAAAACUAGAAUAAAAUAAAUAUAUUUCCAGAUGGGUCUAUCCGAUCCUUCGGAAAUCGAAUCAAAAUGGAUACAACAUCUGGCCGAAUCGAAUCCCUCAUCUCAACUUCGAAUCCAAGCCGAUGCUGCCAGAUCCAAUUUUCCCGAUGUUGUUGAAUCAGUCAGCCAUUUUGAUGCACAAUUAGCGAGGUUGAUUUUGAGAACAUCAACUUCCAAUACACCCUAG
This is a messenger RNA of Caenorhabditis angaria, 279 nucleotides long. The record is from the annotation of a GenBank genome assembly. NCBI's taxonomy places the organism in Eukaryota, Metazoa, Nematoda, Chromadorea, Rhabditida, Rhabditidae.